UCCGUGGCCCACGGAACACGGGAGAGUCCCACCUCCCUCCUCUGCUGGACCCAAGCCCUUGGGAUCACCCUGGCCGGCGCGUCCCCCGCACCGCCAGUCACCCUCGGGCUCCCUUUGGGACAGCGGAGGCCUGCCCGGUGCGCCCCAGCUCUCCUCCCAGACGGGCCGGGGAACUUCCCAGCUCUGACGCGGGAGCUUCCUUUACACCAAUGAGGCUCCGGCACCCAGGGACCCUGCCCCUCCCCCGGGAAGGUGUGUCCCUGUUUCCUCACCUGAAACUUCCUUGGGAGAGCCCGAUCCCUCCCUCCGUCCGGGCGGCUCGGGCGGGCCGCGGCUGGGGCGGCCGGGCCUGCGCGCGGGGGGCACUGCGGCGGCACCCGGGACCUGGAGGGGACUUUGGGUCGAGGCAGCAUGCGACACCGGCCAGGAUUCAGCCCUGAUGGAAGCUGAAGAGCCUCACUAUGGAACCUCUAUUCCCAUCUCUGCCAUAGAGGAGUUGGAAGACAUCCCAGAAGCUCUCAUGAGGAGCAGCCAGAUCCCUGCCUUGGCACCAGAUGCUCCAGAGGGCCAGGACCUAUGUGAUCAGUGGGCAGAGGGACACAGACUCUUGAUGAUCCAGCCAAGAGAGUUAAGGGAUGCGAGUGACUAUGCAGCUGAGAGCAUGUCCUCUUUCCCUAAGAAAAGUGCUGUGAAUGUGGAGGACAACCAGGAAAACUUUGUGGCUGUGGUCAGUGACACUCCAGAACAUCAAGAGGCAAUGGGCCAGAGCCUGGCAGAUGAACAAGCAAGAACACUAGCUCCACCACAACUCCAGGAGUGUCCCAUCCAGACUGAAUGCCCGUACCUCGUCCCAACGUUAAGUGAAUCGGGUAGUGGGGAGGAAGUGGAAUUUCAACCUGAAAUGACUUCUUUGACGUUGGAAUCUGGACAAGCUGGAGAGAAGGGGCAACCCCCUCCUGAGAGUUCUCAGACCAUAUUUUGUCCUCCUUGCAAAAAUCACACUACAGAGACCAACCAUAUUGAAGAUUCUGAAAGCAGAACUGUCAGACAGGGGGAAGAGCUACCACUGAAGGAGGUUCAGCAAAGUCAAGGGCAAGAAAGGCUCUUACAUUCCCAGGAGGCUCAGGGAAUGGAAAAUUUGGGACAACAGACAGUGGAAAUUCAGGAGGUAGAAACUCUUGGGGGGGAUGUUUCUUCUGUUGGACUUUGGAAGGGACAAAUACAGAUGGUAGAGCAGGUGAGUGGCCAAGAGGGUGAACAGGGUCAAAAGAGGGAACAGGUUCCAGAUGAUGCAGUACUUGAAGGACAAAGAGAAAGAGAGAGGCUGAAGGAGGAAUUGGACGUUCUGAAUCAUGGUGAGGGAGAGGAAGCGGCGAGAGAGAUGAGUAUUCGGCAUCAACGAGGUCCAGAACAGGGAGCGCAAAGAAAGAUGGAGUUGGGUGGGCCAGAAAGUAAGAGGGUUGACUCUCAGGUCAUGGAAUGUCAAAAUUUGGUGGAAAAAUCAGAGGGAGUAACUGGACAGCAAACUCAGGGUGUCACAGAGAAAGUGAUGACAGAAGAGGGACAGGAGAGGGAGGUAGUGUCAGAUGAGCAGGAGCCGGGAGCUUGGGGUGGGGAUGGUCAGGAGACAGUGGAAGAAGAGAGAUCGGAAAAGCAAGAACAUCAUGGGCCUUCCACACUGGCUCUCGUGCCCUCUGAGAUCUCUUCUACCUGUGAUCUCCUUCCAGGUGUCUCUUAUCCCAUGGCUCAGGUUCCUGGGACUCAGAUGGAGCCCAGGGCUGUGGAACUGUCCCCCUUAGCUCCAACCCCUGUAAGAGAGCCAGUAGGACAUUUCCAUCAAGGUGUUUCUCUACCAGACUCCUUUCCUAAUGCGGAGUUACCUGACACUGAAUCAGCUCAAGAUACUCAGGAAGAAGAAUCGGAAUGGGACAAGGAGAAAGCAUCCAGUAAGGAGACUAAGAUGGUCUCUGGCAAUACAUCUGUGACUCCUUCAAGGACAUUGGAUACAGCUUUACUGAAUACAGCUGAGGUCUCCACCAUCACACCUGUGUCAUCUACUAGUCUCCCAAGUCCUUUUCCCAGGAGUGAGGCUAACAACCUCUCUCUCUGUGAGGCUUUCAAGAAUCCUCUGGAAGCUCUCCAUGGUUUUCCCACUACAGAAGCCACCAUGGACCCGGUUGCCAGCUCCACACAUGGCCCCCCAGUGAUCUCCACAGAGGCCAUUCAACACCCUCGGAGAAACUCCUUUCCAGGCUCUCACAGGACACAGCCAACUCCAAACUUUGUGGGAAUGUCACUCUCUUUCUCCCACUCAGAGUUGCCCCAGAGGUCCCCCAAGCCUGCCAUCUAUGGUUCUGUGAUCCCAAGAAGGGACAGAAGAAGAGGGAGGGACUGCAACAUCAUUUCAGAAUUCCCUCCCUCAUUUUUCAUUCCAAGGCGGGACUCUCAACAAUACGUCUCCAAUGCAGAGAGGCCCAGCAGUCCUAAUGAUACCCAGCUAUGGGGUUCUCCAUGCAAUGUAGCCUUUGCCCAACAGUCUCCUGCUUACGGUCCUUCCCUACCCCUUGCCUCCAUAGAUAAUAGAAUUUAUGAACCUCUGCCCCCUCCUCCCCCAGGGAAGAGGCAUGGCCAUUCCUCCAUAAUGAAGAGAGAUGUGCCUCACACAUUAAAGAGAUAUAGCAAUCCUCUUCCAUUGACCCAAGGUUCAGGGCUACAUGACUCUGUUAAAGGGCCACUUCCUCAAGUUCCUGAUCCAUUCGUGCUAAGGCAGCACCGACCUCUGCCAUCUACUCCAGAUGAUACACACCAUACUCAGACCUCUUUUUCCCCUAGGUUGAGAUACAACAAGCCAUUACCCCCAACUCCUGAAAUGUCCCAGCCCCACCAUUCUCCCAUUUCUUCCUCCAGUAGUUCAAGGAUCUACAGGCCCCUGCCCCCCAUCCCCACCCUGGAUCCUCCCAGUGAACCACCCCCAUUGCCUCCGAAGGCCAGGGGGAGGAGCAGGAGCACCCAUGGAGGACUUACGAAUUCAGGGGUUCAAGCUAAACCACGACCUGUUAGUCAAGACUGGACAGCCUCCACUCCUCCUUCCGUUGGACGUACUUCCUGGCCCCCUGCCACUGGCAGAUCUGCAGAUGUCUUGGCUUCUACCAGUAGGAGUAAGAGUGAAGCUUCCUCUGGCAUGGCUUUCAGCAACAUGACAAACUUUCUAAGCCCCUCUCCCCCUACCACUCCAUGGACUCUGGACCUGCAGGAAUCCAGCCCUAAGGGAGAACCAGUGCUCUCCGGAACAUCUGAGCCCCCUGUGAGAGGGCCUAUAAGAACAGCCCCUCAGGAAGGGGCCAGUGGCUCAAGGAGGUCAACUGUAGACCCUGCAAGUCACCCAGAAAAGGCCAACCAUCCACAUCUGGAGAAAGCAUCCAGCUGGCCCCAUAGACGUGACCCAGGAAGACCACCAGAGGGUAGCAGGGGCCAGGCUGUGCUCCCUGGUGAGGGGCCCAACAAACAGAAGAGCUGGAACCGGCAAGGUCUACGCAGACCUUCCAUCUUGCCUGAAGGCUCCUCAGAUUCGAGAGAUCCAGCCAUGGAAGGACCUGGCCCCUCAGACACUAUUGUUUUGCGGGAGAAAAAGCCAAGGGAAGUGAUGGGAGGUUUUUCAAGACGUUGUUCCAGGCUCAUCAACACCUCCCAUCUGCUCUACCAGGAGUACAGUGAUGUCAUUCUGAACAAGGAAAUUCAGAGCCAGCAGCGCCUAAACAGCUUGGCCGAGACACCCGGCGCUGCCUCCCCCAGGCAGCCUCGGAAGUCCCAGGUGUCCUCCGAGUCCUGCCUGCAGCGCCUCUCCGUGGGCUCCAGCGGCUCGCUCUGGCAGGAAAUCCCCCGGGUUCGAGACAGCAAUGUACUGCUCUCCAUGACCCAUGAAGACCAAAAACUGCAAGAGGCCAAGUUUGAGCUGAUUGUUUCGGAGGCCUCCUACCUGCGUAGCCUGCACAUAGCUGUGAAUCAUUUCCAAGGCUCAAAGCUGCUCCAGGCCACCAUGUCCAAACAGGAUCGCCAAUGGCUCUUCUCUCGCCUAGAGGAUGUGCAGGAAGUCAGCAACGCGUUCCUUUCAGACCUAGAAGAUAACUUGGAAAAUGACAUCUUCGCCUUUCAAGUGUGUGAUGUGGUUCUGAAUCAUGCCCCGGACUUCCGACGUGUCUACCUGCCUUAUGUCACCAACCAGACGUAUCAGGAACGCACCUUCCAGAGCCUGCUAAACAGCAACAGCGGUUUCCGAGACGUCCUGGAGAAACUGGAGAGUGACCCCAUCUGCCAGCGUCUUUCCCUCAAGUCCUUUCUGAUCCUGCCCUUCCAACGCAUCACCCGCCUCAAACUACUGCUCCAGAACAUUCUGAAGAGAACACAGCCUGGCUCCUCAGAGGAGGCAGAGGCCACAAAGGCGCAUCACGUCCUGGAGGAGCUGAUCCGAGACUGCAACAACAAUGUGCAGAGAAUGCGGCGGACGGAGGAGCUCAUCUACCUGAGCCAGAAGAUUGAGUUUGAGUGCAAAAUAUUCCCACUCAUCUCACAGUCACGCUGGCUGGUGAAGAGCGGAGAACUCACAGCCCUGGAGUUCAGCGUCUCCCCGGGGCUGCGAAGGAAGCUCAACACACGUCCAGUGCACCUGCACCUCUUCAAUGAUUGUCUGCUGCUGUCGCGGCCCCGAGAGGGCGGCCGCUUCCUGGUGUUUGACCACGCUCCGUUCUCCUCCAUCCGUGGAGAAAAGUGUGAAAUGAAGCUCCAUGGAUCUCACAAAAACCUCUUCCGACUCUUCCUGCGGCACAACGCCCAAGGCACCCAGGCCGAAUUCCUCUUCCGCACAGAGACUCAAAGUGAAAAGCUUCGAUGGAUCUCAGCUUUGGCCAUGCCAAGAGAGGAGUUGGACCUUCUGGAAUGUUAUGACUCCCCACAAGUGCAGUGUCUUCGUGCCUACAAGCCCCGAGAGAAUGAUGAGUUGGCACUAGAAAAGGCUGACGUGGUGAUGGUGACUCAGCAAAGCAAUGAUGGCUGGCUGGAGGGUAUGCGACUCUCAGAUGGAGAACGAGGCUGGUUCCCUCUGCAGCAGGUGGAGUUCAUUUCCAACUCAGAGGUCCGUGCACAGAACCUAAAGGAAGCCCAUCGAGUGAAAACGGCUAAAUUACAGCUGGUAGAACACCAACCCUAACCGUUCUCAGUUAGGAGUCUCCUGAACUUGAGUACAAGUUGUUCCUAGAGAGAACCAGUCCCAGAAACUUGCUACAGGAGCUUUCCGUGGAUCAAGAACUAGACCUUCUGAAAGCCCAAGGACAGAAUGCGGCCAACCCAGUUGCUCAUCCCAGGCCUCCUUACUUGUGCUUUGUGCUUGGUGGGGGGAUUCUGAGGACCUUUGCACUGGACUCCAGGAACCGGCAAACCUUCUCUGCUGACAGGGCACAGAUGCAGAGCUGGCCACAGUUUCAGUUAUGGGUGGAUAUGUUGAACGAUCUGACCUCAGUCCACUGGAAGGGGGUGUUAAGGGAGGAAUAGCACCUUUAGCUGUCAGCCUGGCGACAUGUCGACAUCCCAGAGAGUCUCCAACUUGUUGCUGUGAGGUCAUUGUGUGUACCUCUGAGCUCCGUGUCCCUUGGUGGUGACGUGAGGGUCAUGCUGUCUCACACUAAUAAACUUGGCACUUCUGCGAGA
This is a messenger RNA of Ochotona princeps (American pika), 5700 nucleotides long. It is a transcript of the gene ARHGEF5, whose product is annotated as Rho guanine nucleotide exchange factor 5. Gene Ontology annotation, biological process: intracellular signal transduction; activation of GTPase activity. Gene Ontology annotation, cellular component: nucleus; cytoplasm. Gene Ontology annotation, molecular function: protein binding; guanyl-nucleotide exchange factor activity. The coding region runs from base 440 to 5203 and encodes 1587 amino acids. Lineage: Eukaryota; Metazoa; Chordata; Mammalia; Lagomorpha; Ochotonidae. The record is from RefSeq and is a predicted model, not a curated record. The transcript has 15 exons.